Peniophora sp. CBMAI 1063 is the source of this 1023-nucleotide messenger RNA. The record is from the annotation of a GenBank genome assembly. Lineage: Eukaryota; Fungi; Basidiomycota; Agaricomycetes; Russulales; Peniophoraceae.
AUGAAGAACGUACACGCGGCGCAGAAUGACGAGGAGCCGACCGAAUGUGACAGCACCGCUGGCCAGCAGAGCUCCGUCCUGGCCAUGCCGGGCGCCUUUCCCCGUAAACGCGGCAAAGAGCAGCGCCGCAGCGCGACAUGGCGUAGAAUGCAACAGGCAGGAGAGCGCGUGAAGCUCGACGAACGGUACCUCCGCGAUAUCAAGCGCCGCCGCGAGGCUCAGGGUAGAGUCAAGACCGACGAGCGCACACGAGCGGCGGAGGAACUCGAACGCCAACGCGAGGAGACUAGGAAACAGAAGAUGGAGGAGGAGUUAGCACGCCGGCGUGACGACAACUAUCGCGUGCGUCAGAAGGAGUGGUGGAACGAGUAUGAGCAUAUCGCAGAGCUGCACCGUGAGCGCGAGCAGGCUCGCCUCCAGCGCGAGGAGCAGGUUCGUCAGCGUCGCAAGGAGGAGCAGCAGCGCCAGAAGCGUGAGGAGAAGCAGCGUCGCGAGCGCGAGGAGAAGCGGCGCCGCGAGCGUGAGGAGAAGCGGCGCCGCGAGCGUGAGGAGGAGGAGUGCCGGAAGCGUGAGGAGGAGGAGCGUCGAGAACGUGAGGAGGGGCAGCGCCGUGAGCGUGAGCAGCAGCGCUGUGAUCGCGAGCGCGAGGAGGAAGAGCCACAGCGUCGAAGGAAGGCAGGUCCGGGGGAGAAGGUGCAGCAGCUCGAGCUGUACGAUGAGAAGUGGGACCAGUUACAGAAACGGGUUGCUCGCACAUGGUCGGUGGAGCAGUUGCCGUGGCCAUCUUUCGGCGGACACACCGCGCUGACCGGGGCUGCCGUGCGCGCGUUCCUCCUCCAUAAGAACCGGACGGUGGUCCGAGGCGUGUCUAGCCGGACGGUGCUGCGUCGGGAAUCCUUGCGCUGGCAUAUGGACAAGUUCCAGUUCAUCGCGCCACUUGUCAAGGCGGAAGAUUGGGAGCGGGUGGCGGAGUUGGCGGAGCAAGUGCAGGUGAUCAUCAACGAUAUCAUGGGGAGUCUCUGA